AUGUCUUCGGCUGCCUCUGCACACCACAGUUCUGCCACUGGCGCUGUGAGCAGUGCUGCUAGCUCCAUGAGCACGGCUACCAAGUCUGCUGCCAGCUCUGCUGGUUCGGCUUCGAAGAGUGCUUCUAGCGCUCUCGCUAGCUCUACUGGCGGUGCCGUUGCUCUUGGUGCUGGAUUUGGCGGUUUUGCUUUUGCUGCUGCUGGAGCUGUUGCCAUGGUUCUGUAA
Molecule: messenger RNA, 225 nt
Organism: Aureobasidium vineae
Lineage: Eukaryota; Fungi; Ascomycota; Dothideomycetes; Dothideales; Saccotheciaceae
Source: the annotation of a GenBank genome assembly